Molecule: messenger RNA, 1879 nt
Organism: Pogona vitticeps (central bearded dragon)
Lineage: Eukaryota; Metazoa; Chordata; Lepidosauria; Squamata; Agamidae
Gene: PDLIM3
Product: PDZ and LIM domain 3
Biological process (GO): actin cytoskeleton organization; heart development; muscle structure development
Cellular component (GO): Z disc; adherens junction; stress fiber
Molecular function (GO): actin binding; muscle alpha-actinin binding
Source: RefSeq, a predicted model, not a curated record
AGAGAGAGAGCCAGGGGAUUCGUGACGUCACUCGGGCGCGGAAAUAAAAAGGUGGUCCCGCCGCCAAAGGGAGAAAAGUGGGAACUUUUCAGGGCGGGGGAAGUUUUGCUCCUGCUCGCCCUCGGAGCCACGGAAGAAACCCUCUUCUCCCCAACGCUCCUUUGUGUUUCAGCUCCCCUGGACGGAGGUACUGAGGGGGCAAGACGGCCCUGAUUGUAUACAUCCUGUCAGAAACCGGCUGGGAAGAUGCCUCAGAACGUGGUUCUCCAAGGACCGGCUCCUUGGGGUUUCAGGCUGACCGGAGGGAUAGAUUUUAAGCAGCCAUUAAUCAUAUCCAGGAUCACCCCAGGAAGCAAAGCUUCUCAAGCGAAUUUAUGUCCCGGUGACAUCAUUAUAGCUAUUGAUGGCUAUGGCACAGAGAAUAUGACUCAUAAUGAUGCACAGGAGAGAAUUAAAGCAGCCAUGCACCAGCUGUGUCUGAAAAUUGAAAGGGGAGAAACAAAACUGUGGUCUCCACAAAUAUCUGAAGAUGGCAAGCCACAUCCAUUCAAAAUAAAUCUGGAAGCUGAACCACAGGAUAUGGGCUACUUUGAACACAAGCACAAUAUUCGGCCCAAACCUUUCGUAGUCUCAGGCCCAAGCAGUGUAUGCAGUACUCCUUCUGGUUUUGACGGCGGCAGUGGACGUAGCACACCCUCUUCAGUUAGCACUGUUAGCACUAUCUGUCCUACUGAGCUGAAAGCUGCAACUAAGAUGGCCCCCAACGUUCCCUUAGAAAUGGAACUUCCUGGUGUCAAGAUUGUACAUGCUCAGUUUAAUACACCAAUGCAGUUGUACUCAGAUGACAAUAUUAUGGAAACUCUGCAGGGGCAGGUUUCUACAGCACUGGGGGAAGUAACCCCGAUAAGUGACCCAGUACCAGCUGCAGUGCCCCAGUCUGAUGUUUACAGGAUGCUGCAUGAUAAUCAGCAAGGAUCUAGCCAGCCACGCCAGUCUGGUUCCUUUAAGGUGCUUCAAGACAUGGUCUCCGAAGAGUCUGAUGGACGGCCUGUUACAAGGAGUGUGAGAGCACCAGUCACAAAAGUGCCAGCUGGCGGGGGAAGUGUGCCCAAAGUGCCCUUGUGUGACAAAUGUGGAAAUGGGAUUGUUGGCACAGUAGUCAAGGCACGUGACAAACACAGGCAUCCGGAAUGUUUCGUGUGCUCUGACUGCAACAUCAACCUCAAGCAAAAGGGCUACUUCUUUGUGGAGGGGCAGCUAUAUUGUGAAGCUCAUGCACGGGCUCGCAUGAGGCCUCCGGAGGGAUAUGAAGCCGUCACUGUUUAUCCCAAGGCUUAACUGUUUGGAGAUGCAAAUACCUGCAUGCAUACAUAAGGCCUUAUCAGCUUACACCAAUGAUACAACUGACUGCUUGAAUCCAGCAUACUGGUCUUUUAAAGGGUGGGAGACAGAAAGGAUGGAGAAAUUAGGGAAGGAUUAUAUUUCUCGUAGCCCAUAUUGGGGUGUGUGCGUGUGCAUAUAUACUGUUGCUUUGGCUGCCAAUAUAAUCUGAAGAUAGAUAAAAUUGAGAUGAUACACUGUACUAUAUUAAGCAACAGCUGAGUACUUGUAUAUUUCAUUAUAGCAUCCUACAGCAAGAGAACGAUAGUUUUGUGUAGACUUUCACAUCCAAUUUUUAUUUAGCACACACUGUAUGAAAUGGACACUAUCCACUGCUGCUGUAAGCAGCCGGUGCAGGAGAAUAUAUCCUUUAGCAUAAAAGCAUAUGUAUUAUGUGAAGAGACCUGACUGUGUUCAUUAUUCAGUGUAAUGCCACCUUGAGUCUCCUUAUCAGGAGAAAAGCAGCCUAUAAAUAAGACAAAUAAAAUAAAUAAAAGUG